AUGAAGAAGAAAAACAAAAUUACAAUCAUGGACCUUAUCCUGCUCUGGGCUCUAAAGGCCGUAAAACAGUUCAUCGAUCGAAUCAACAGCUCUAGCAACGACCCAAACCGAAAGGCGGUGACACCGGCAAUUGCAACCCGAUUCCUCUUGGCACGAAAAUAUGACAUCACUCGCGCAAUGGCACUUUACGAGCAGCAUGAACUAAUACGGCAACGGGAAGGGUUGUAUGGAUUUGAUCCACAAACAGAACCGCUUCGAACAGAGCUGGAGACGGGCAAAUUCACGAUUUUGCCGGGCCGGGAUGCCAGUGGGGCAGCAAUCGCCCUGUUCACUGCCAAUCUUCACUAUCCAAUGACCGUGACCCAUAAAACAACUCUUCAGGGUGUUGUAUAUCAGCUAGACGUAGCUUUACAGAGCAGCGAGACACAGAAAGCUGGUUUAGUAUUCAUAUAUGAUAUGAGUACUUCGAAGUAUUCCAAUUUUGAUUACGAUUUGUCGCAGAAAAUCCUCACACUGCUAAAGGGCGGUUAUCCUGCAAGAUUGAAAAAGGUCCUUAUCGUAACAGCUCCGCUUUGGUUUAAAGCACCUUUCAAAAUUCUAAGGUUGUUCGUGCGAGAGAAAUUGCGGGAACGUGUCUUCACCGUAUCAAUACCGCAGCUUAGUUUACAUGUUCCUAGGGAAUCUCUUCCAGUUCGGUUAGGUGGCACUCUAGAAGUCGAUCAUUCCUCAUGGUUAUUGCAUUGUUACAAAUCGAUGACGAAUCGUGAAGACGAAAUUAUUGCAACAGCGGGCCAGCAACAGCAGCAGCCACAAACAUCUCAGUCGAACUCCACGGAUCUUAAUGGAGUGAUUGGUGCGAGUCCCGUAAUGGGUAGCGCGGGCAUUGCGGCGAUAGCUGCUGGAACAGGUACACUGGACACUCACCAUUCUCUAACUGGUGUUGUUGGCUCGGAACUAGUGGACGUAGAAUUUGUGAAUUCUCAUAACCAUCGAGUGUCUCCUGAAAAUGGCGCCGAGGUGGAGGAUCACUUAAAUGUGGAGGAUAUUAGCAACAUAGCAGUUGUGGGUGCAAAUCAACAUCUUCCGGCAAAUCAUGCAGGCCAUGUUGGACAUCAAAAUCACCAUACAACCAGUGAGCUUUGGACAGAAAACCCUCCGAGUAGCGCUUCGUCUGGCUUUAGCGACGAUGACAGUUUGGCCGGGGCAGAAGGAGACCCUAAAACGAUCGAGCAAAUUGUGCAGAUGGUUCGUGAAAGGGGAAAAAUGGGUUUAAUCCGCGAAUAUACCGAAAUAAAAGCCCGCGCUCCAGAUGGUACCUUUACGCAUGCAAAGUUAAGAAAUAACCUAGCCAAGAAUCGAUACACGGAUGUGCUGUGUUACGACCACAGUCGCGUAGUACUGUCUCAGGAAGAGGAUGAUCCCGCGACGGAUUAUAUCAACGCGAAUUUCGUCGACGGUUAUAAGCAAAAGAAUGCAUAUAUCUCCACACAGGGUCCGCUGCCAAAAACGUCGUACGAUUUUUGGCGCAUGGUCUGGGAACAGCACUGUUUGCUGAUCGUCAUGACGACUCGGGUAAUGGAGCGGGGCCGCGCCAAGUGUGGACAGUAUUGGGAACCGACCGAAGGCGGUUUGGCGGAGUAUGGUUCAUUUCGAUUGCGAACAAUGUCGAUAGAAACUAACGAAGAUUAUACAGUGGUGGAGUUGGAAAUAAGAAAUAUUAAGACUGAUGAGGUAAGAUGCGUAUCGCAUUGGCAGUUUACCAGUUGGCCCGAUUACGGAGUGCCGUCGUCGGCGAAAGCUAUGCUAAACUUUCUACAGCGUGCCCGUGAAAAGCAAGCAGAGAUGGUCCGUGCGCUAGGCGAUCUUUGGGCCGGUCAUCCCAGAGGUCCACCUAUAGUCGUUCAUUGCAGUGCCGGGAUCGGUCGAACGGGAACAUUCAUCACGUUGGACAUAUGCAUAUCGCGCCUCGAAGAUGUCGGUACGGCCGAUAUCAAGGGCACGGUGGAAAAAAUUCGAUCACAACGGGCCUACUCAAUACAAAUGCCGGACCAAUACGUAUUUUGUCAUUUAGCACUGAUUGAGUAUGCUCUUUCACGCUCAAUGCUACAGUCGGUGGACCUUUCGGAGUUCGACGAUCGAGACGAAGAAUCCGAUUAGAACAUAGCAACUUAAGUGACAAAACCAGCAUUAGCGAAAUGUGCGCGCAUGUGAUCUAAGACGAUUGAUACUGGUCCGGCUCAUCGGCUUCGGAUUUAGAAUUCCUGAGUAGGUGUGGAAGCUAUCGUAUUUUGUACAGUAGGCAAACUGUUGUUAAUAUUCUGAACGCUGUUUUGCACUGUUCCACCUCCAAACCGAUUAACACUUUCUCCGCAAUCACAGUAAAUAGCGAUCCGUUUUUCUAACAGCAUUAGAGGUUCUGCUGAUGUAUCAUACAUGCAAUCACGCUUCACGUUAAGUAUGUGGGUUCUAUUACUGUUUUAAAAUAACUUCACUAAUUUUUGACACAGCAAACAGAAACCACGAUCCUACAUCCUACAUAAGAAACGAUAAAUCCUGACUGUUAAUCUGCGAAAUACCAGGAGAUAUUAAAUUACAGCAUGGGAAGAGAUGUGGUAACACACGGUAGGAGACUGUGGUGUGCCCUAGUAUUCGCAUUUAAUUUGGCUUUUUAUUAUGUAUUAGCAUCAAAGCUCUUUUCCCAAUCCGGAUGCUUUUCAAAGACAGUAGCAAACGAAACGGCCAAACUCAUUUCAACAGCAGGUGUAGCAGGUGAUUAUAGUUCGAGUAAACUCAUGGGAAGACGUUUAUCGCUACGUGCAACAGACAGAUUUCAAGCUUUAUCUCCUAUUACAGUUCAAUGCGAAAGUCUUUUGCAAUCAUCAGGAGUAGAUCAAAAACAAAAAUUGUAUGAUAAUUUAUAAUAAUUUUCCAAACCCGCUACAUUUCAGUGCGGUAACAUUAGAGACAAGAAACAGCGUAGAUGGCGUAGAAAAUAUCAAGUCCAGUGAAAUGUGAAAAAAAAUCAAUUACUAAAGGGAAAUGUAGUAAUAUUAAAAACCACGGUAAAAACUGUUGUAACAAGAAUGCGAGAAAUAGAAAAAAAGAUAUCAAACUUUAUUUUUUCUAUUUAUUUUAUCUUUAGUGAAGGCGAUAUUCGUGAGUGCAGAUAGAGAUAUUUAAAAACUAGAACGGUAAAACAAUAAUUGGAAAGUGGUACUGGUACGUUGGGCGUAACAAACAAACAAAACAAUAACUAAAAAACAGCUCCGAAAAUAAAUUUAGAACAUGAUACACAUAUUGUGACUACACUGAAGGUCGUUCAAGAAAAUUUGUAUUAUUCAUCCCUUUUAAAAUAAAAUGAACCGAAGCGGGUUAUUGUCGCCCCUGGUUUGAAAUCAAGUGAAGGCAGAUAAUCAAA
Anopheles arabiensis is the source of this 3418-nucleotide messenger RNA. It is a transcript of the gene Ptpmeg2, whose product is annotated as tyrosine-protein phosphatase non-receptor type 9. Gene Ontology annotation, molecular function: protein tyrosine phosphatase activity. Gene Ontology annotation, biological process: protein dephosphorylation. The transcript is spliced from 7 exons. The record is from RefSeq and is a predicted model, not a curated record. Lineage: Eukaryota; Metazoa; Arthropoda; Insecta; Diptera; Culicidae. The coding region runs from base 1 to 2157 and encodes 718 amino acids.